Brassica napus (rape) is the source of this 2075-nucleotide messenger RNA. Its product is annotated as dnaJ homolog subfamily B member 8-like. The transcript has 4 exons. NCBI's taxonomy places the organism in Eukaryota, Viridiplantae, Streptophyta, Magnoliopsida, Brassicales, Brassicaceae. The coding region runs from base 1235 to 1915 and encodes 226 amino acids. The record is from RefSeq and is a predicted model, not a curated record.
UAUUUAAAACCCCAGGACUAAUUGGCAGAAAACUUAUUUAUAAUCAAGAAGUUAGCAUCCCCAUGUGAUUUAUUUUACUUUAGGGUGGCCAAUUACAACUGCUAUGUUUGACUUAAUACUGAUCUUGAGCAGUGAUCAGUUAGAUUCCAAAUUCUAGAUUACUGAAGUUUGUUUGGCUUCAUUACAAUAAGUCAACCCACACGUAAAACCUUUUCUUUAAAAUUUAAUUUAUGUGAUAUAAAAAUCAGUGUUUGUAAGUAUUUAUUUUCACUUUGAGCUUCUAAAUCAACGUGCGUGCAUGUAACAUUAGGUAUAUACUUAACUUAUGUCCAAAGCCAUUCUCUUAUACUAUUGCUGCUGUCUCGAGUUAUGUUCAAACAUCAAGCACCAGAAAGAAAAUCACGAAAUCCAAUAUAAAUCCAAAGCCAGAGAUAUGUAGUAUAUGUUAUAAUUUGAGUUUAGCAAAAAAAAAAAUGUUACAAUUUGAGUUUACAUUUUUAUGCCUAUUCAACCCAUCAAAUCUUGUGCUAUGGAAUUGGAAACCAAUAUAAAAUCAUUGCAGCUUUGAUAUUUCAUGUAGUCGGUAAAAAGAACAUAUAAGUUAGGUACUAGUCUCUUCAUUUGCUUGUUUUUAUUACCUAGCUACUUUGCUUGUUUUCACCUAUUUCAUUUGAUUUCGAAUAAAGGCAUCCUUUAGUAUAUGGCUGUUCAUCUCUGUUUUAUGUCACAAGUCUCAUGUUCUACUAUUGAAUUUCUAGAUUUAACAGCUAUUAAAUGUGUACAUGAUUUAUAAAGUACUUUUACAAUAUAAAUUGAUCAUGAUCGUAUGUGUAAUAUAGAAAAAUGAUCGUAUGUAUAUCUUAUAAAAUUUAACCUGCAGCCUAUACAGUAUAUGAUGCAACAUGAAUGAGCAUAAUUAGUUUGCAUGGCACGAGCUAAUUACAACUUGGCUGGACCUACCGUUACUUUUACCCGUUCUUCAAUUUGAAUUUCUCAGUAAUCUUUGAUAAAACGUUCUAAAUUUUCGAUAACUAAUGAUUUUUUUCUAUAAUAAAUGGAUCAUUUUAUUUCUCUUCUCUCUCUUCCAAUUUAAAAUGUCGCUCCCGCAAAGUCUGCCUGCAUUCUCUUAACGUCUUCUCAUUCUCUCUCUAGCUGCUCACUCCUUCCUUUUUUCACAGAAAACUAUUUUCAUUCAACUCCAUAUUCCUGGAAUUUUCUUGAAACUAUUGUUGCAAUGGAUAAGAUCCGAUCCGGACAGGAUCCAAAAGCGGCAUUGGUCUCAGAGAUUUGUUCGCUGUCGAGAUCGCCGAUCGCUUGCAUUCACAUCAACGGCAACUCCGUUUCAUGUUUCAUCGACUGGUAUCUCAUUCUCGGUAUCCAGGAAGAUGCAGAGGUCAAGCUCAUACGUAAACGAUAUCACAAACUAGCUAUGAAGGUUCAUCCCGAUAAAAACAACCACCCAAAAGCAGAUAUUGCUUUUAAGCUCAUCCACGAGGCUUAUUUAUGUCUUACAGACGAAACAAAGAGAAGAUGCUUCAACACAGACCGACAAAAGAACAUAUGUCUGAAAUGCAGCCGUCUCCCACACAAAACCAAAGAGAAUCGCCCAGAUACUAAACCGAACCGGUUCUGCCAAGCCCUCAGGAACAUUAGGGAUAAAUUUAGAGAAGAGAACAAGGUGAUAGAGAGAUGUCUAAAGACAAACAGUGCAAGAUUCAUGGGGAACCUAACUGAGGAAACCCCGGUUUUCGGUAUACCGAACCUAAACCGGUUUAGUAAGGAGUUACCGGUUUUUAAUCCGACGGAUUACAAAUUACGGGGUUAUCCACAUGUGAGAAAUCGAGUGUUGGACAACAACUUGUCGGAUUGGAAGAUGUUCAUGAGAAGCAGAUCCACAUGUGUUCACUCCUCAUGAUGAUAAUUUUUUUCCUUUCUUAUUAUUUAUAAUUCUUCUUUACUUUUAGGUCUAUUAAGCUAAGAAAGCAACUACUGGCUUUAGUAGAUUUAAUGAAUUAUUUCAUUGCUCAAAGUUCAAACCGAUAAAUCUUUCUAUAACAGAUAAUCAUCAUAUGUAA